Molecule: messenger RNA, 1125 nt
Organism: Peromyscus leucopus (white-footed mouse)
Lineage: Eukaryota; Metazoa; Chordata; Mammalia; Rodentia; Cricetidae
Product: olfactory receptor 52K1
Exons: 1
Coding region: 1-945 (314 amino acids)
Biological process (GO): G protein-coupled receptor signaling pathway
Cellular component (GO): membrane
Molecular function (GO): olfactory receptor activity; G protein-coupled receptor activity
Source: RefSeq, a predicted model, not a curated record
AUGUCAGCCAUCAAUACUACUGAAACCCACCCAGAGGCCUUUCUGUUGGUAGGAAUACCUGGUUUGGAGCACCAGCACAUCUGGAUCUCCAUUCCUUUCUUCUUUGCCUAUACCUUGGCCCUCCUGGGCAACUGUACCCUUCUCUUCAUUAUCUGGGCAGACUCAGCCCUCCAUGAGCCCAUGUACCUCUUUCUGGCUAUGUUGGCAACCAUAGAUCUGGUCCUUUCUUCUACUACACUGCCCAAAAUGCUUGCUAUUUUUUGGCUCAGAAACCAAGAGAUUAAUUUCUAUGCCUGUCUUAUCCAGAUGUUCUUUCUCCAUUCUUUCUCCAUCAUGGAGUCAGCAGUGCUGCUGGCCAUGGCCUUUGACCGUUAUGUGGCCAUCUGCAAACCCCUGCACUACACCACAAUUCUGACCAAACCCCUCAUCAUCAAGAUUGGCCUGGCCGCUGUCACUCGGGCUGUGACAUUAAUGACUCCACUCCCCUUUCUGCUCAGACGCUUCCACUACUGUCGAGGGACAAUGAUUGCUCACUGCUACUGUGAACACAUGGCUGUGGUAAGACUGGCAUGUGGGGACACACGAUUCAACAACAUCUAUGGCAUUGCUGUGGCCAUGUUUAUUGUGGUGCUGGACCUGCUCUUUGUUAUCUUGUCUUAUGUCUUCAUCCUUCGUGCUGUUCUCCAGCUUGCUUCUCAGGAGGCCCGCUACAAGGCCUUUGGGACAUGUGUGUCUCAUAUAGGUGCUAUUCUGUCUACCUACACACCUGUAGUCAUCUCCUCAGUCAUGCAUCGUGUAGCUCGUAGGGCUGCCCCUCAUGUCCACAUACUUCUUGCAAUUUUCUAUCUUCUUUUUCCACCUAUGAUUAAUCCCAUUAUCUAUGGUGUCAAGACCAAGCAGAUUCGUGAUCAUGUGCUCAGCCUAUUCCGUAGAAAGGAUGUGUAGAUGGGUAGUUAUUUUCUUACCCACAAGUCCAGUACUGAAUAGAUGGUGUAUUGGAUAGAGGGAGAAACGCUUAGGGUAACUGCAGGAUCCCAGUUGGCAAUUCACCAGUCUUAGAACUCCUUGACAUCCCGUUAUUUACUGAUCCAUCAGUCAUAUUUCAUUAGAUGUGCACCUAUAGCA